AAUGGCAAAUUCUUACAUUGCAUUUUCUAUUUUUGUUCUAAUUACCCGUUUUUCGACAGGCGUUGAAGCCACAAAUCGGACAAAGCUAGUCCUCCGCCUUAUACACCGAGACUCGAUAUUUCGUCCGUCUUAUUCAGACGCAAAGAAUGACCUAAGGGCUCCUUUGGUUCCGUACGAAAGAGGCCUACUUUUCUUGGUAAAUAUUUCAAUAGGUGAGCCUCCGAUCCCGCAACUUCUAGCUAUGGAUACCGGAAGUUCACUAACGUGGCUGCACCCUCACCUCUGCACCGGAUGCAACCCUCCGGCAAACCGGGCCCCACUCAACAACCCUAAAAGAUCAUCGACCUGCACAAAGCUCUCGUGUGAUUUUAAAUACCAAUGCCAAGAAUAUUUCGUCAACAGCGAUUGCAGCCAAGUAUCUUCUCAAUGCACCUACAAGAUAGAAUAUGUCGACAGAUCGUAUGCCAGGGGCAUUAUUGUCUCAGAAAAGUUCACGUUCGCUACGUCAGAUGACGGCAUAUCGGUAAUUCCCGAUUUACUCUUCGGUUGCGGGCUCGAAAGCCGCGGGAACGUGCUAAGACUGAACGGAAUCCUCGGACUUUCAAACCUCAACCGACACUCGUUAGUCUCUCGAGUUGGUAAGAAAUUUUCGUACUGCAUAGGAAACAUCAGCGACCCUUAUUACACGUACAACCAGUUGGUACUAGGCGAAGGGGCCGUUCUAGAAGGCGAGUCAACUCGGUUGGGUAUUAGGCACGGUCACUAUGUGGUGAGCUUACAAGGGAUUAGCGUGGGCGAGACGAAACUUGAGUUCAACGAGCAAGAAUUCUAUUACAACGUCGUAAUAGACUCGGGGUCAACGUUGACUUCUCUAAAGAGAAGUGCUUUCGAACCCCUUAAGGAAGCAGUGGUGAACAUGCUCGACGGUCUGAUCCAGCCUGUACUAAUCGAGGGUUUCGGGGAAAGGCCCUGUUAUAGAGGGGAUUUGGUGAGAGAUUUAAAAGGUUUUCCGACUGUGACUUUGCAUCUCGACGGAGAAACUGAACUGAGUUUGGAUGUCGAAGGAAUGUUUCAGAGAAUCGGAAGCGAUUUGUUUUGCAUGGCCGUCGUUGCUUCGACGAACGGAAUUAAUAUUAUAGGAGUGCUUGCUCAGCAGUACUAUAAUGUUGGAUUUGAUUUGAAUGAAAUGAAGGUUAGUUUCUUGAAGAUUGAAUGUGAAGUCCUUGAAGACUAAAAAAGUACACGAGUAUCAACGCGCAAAACCAUUCGUUUUUAGAAAUAAACAUUUAAUCCCAACUUAACUCACGGUCGCAAACUUCUGCUUUUUAAGUAAGCUUUUGCAAGCACCACCUAAUUACAAGUACUUAUAAGUUAUAAGCUCCUAUUUAAAAUUUUGAUUCAUAUAUAGUGUGCUUUUGGCGCCAAGUUCAACUGACAUUACCGAAAUUUCACAAGAUAAGAUAUUUGUGACAAGCUCGACCUCGGAAUUG
Molecule: messenger RNA, 1490 nt
Organism: Erythranthe guttata (spotted monkey flower)
Lineage: Eukaryota; Viridiplantae; Streptophyta; Magnoliopsida; Lamiales; Phrymaceae
Product: aspartyl protease UND
Cellular component (GO): extracellular region
Source: RefSeq, a predicted model, not a curated record